Cylicocyclus nassatus is the source of this 2874-nucleotide messenger RNA. The record is from the annotation of a GenBank genome assembly. Lineage: Eukaryota; Metazoa; Nematoda; Chromadorea; Rhabditida; Strongylidae.
AUGUCUCUAUGUAAACUAUUACAGGUAAACUUUUGCAUAUGCAAAGGAAAAUACUUGGUUAUUGGAGUGAUCAUAAGUAAAGGUAAGCCUGAGUUUGCUGAGACGAUCUCCUACGAAACAAACGCUGGCGCUUUGGAACUUGGAAGUGAAGCACUAAAGCAACGCCAGCUUUUAAGUGAUUAUGACCUUAAAUUCAUAUACAUGCCUGGAAAUUGUUCGGAUAUACUUAGCGCCGGUACCACCGCUGAGCUAGUAAAACAACAGGUUGUCGCAAUUAUCGGGCCGGGAUGCAUUCAAUCAGUGCAGGCUGUAGCUCCUCUUUCUACGUACUACAACAUUCCUACAUUUGCUUGGGGUCUGGCAAGCUCAAGCGACAGCGAGCAGGAACGUUACUCGUCCAUUAUGACAAUGACCACCACAGGGCGACACUAUGCGUUAGCAGUUUAUGAAAUCAUUAUGCAUUACGAAUGGACACAGUUUGCAACCAUUUAUUAUGGAGAAAAAUGUGUUGACUUCUACAAGGAGCUGUCUGCUGUCACGUACGAUAAGGCCGGAGCUUUCAUCGCAAGAAGUGUCGAACUUCGCACAGAGUCGACAGAACUUAUUAGCGUGACGCUCACUCGAACUUCGGUCAUAGCAAGAAUUUUCAUCCUCUGCCUUAGUGACGCGAAUGCUGUUCGCAGGACGAUGAUUGAAGCCCACAAAAAUAACAUGCUUAGUAGUGAAUAUAUAUACAUUAUUGUAGAUUCCGAAAGCGGCGGUUACGCAAAGCGGACCUCUCGUGGAGAUAUACCCAUAUGGCUGGACGAAGAUACAAUGGAUGGAAAAGAUAAUCAAGCCAAAGAGGGUUUCAUGAAAUCAUUCAUUGUAACUAUCCAGAAGCACAACUUGACUACAUUUCGCGAACGAGUUAUAGACAAAAUUAAGCAACCACCCCAAAACUGCACAGAAGAAUGCUCUGAUCCCGCUUAUUGGAUAGCGUCUAACUACUGCGAUCAACUUUAUGACAUCGUGCUUCUAUAUGGUUUGGCUUUAAAUCGAACUCUAACGGAAGAUGCAAAGCAGUUGCGAAAUGGAACGAGAAUUCUGCAGAAUUGUGCGAUGACGUUUGAAGGAGCGGGAAGCAGUGUGACAGUGAAUUCCCACGGGCAGCUGGUUCCAGUUCUAAAACUCGAAGGCAUUAGUGAAAACGGCGAUCUCCGCGAAAUCAUGACUUUGAAAGUGGACCAAGAUGUGACAAAAACGGUAUUGAUAAACGACAAAGAAGUGGUGUGGUCAGCUUACGGUGGCGUACGACCCCUUGCUAUACCACUGUGCGGAUUCCGCGGCGAAGAAUGCUCGUCUUUUUGGCAGAGUUAUGGUAUUCUCACCGUGGUGGUGGCUGGCGUGAUUGUGCUGCUUGCUUUGAUAGUAGCUGUAAUUGGCAUUGUACUUUGGAGACGACACGAGAAGGACCAGGAAGAAAACGCAAGGAAAUGGCUGAUACCCUUCAGCGCUUUGGAAAAGCUUGAUCUGAAGAAGCCAAACUCAGUUUCAACAGUUUCAUUGAAUAGCAGUAAAACAGAGCGUGCAAGUACACCCUAUGACAUACCGGAACACCUUGAGCUCUACCUAUAUCACGGAGAAAACGUCCUUGGAAGGAAGUACGAAACUCAACCAAGUAUCACCAAACGCAUCCGUGCGCAUCUCACAAAGAUGUGGGAGAUUGAUAACGACAACCUCAACAGAUUCAUGGGCAUAUCAACAGAUGGACCGACGUGCCUAGCACUUUGGAAAUAUUGCAUGCGUGGUAGCAUUAAGGAUGUGUUAUCCAAGAAAUCUGCGCACCUGGAUGGAUUUUUCAUAGCCUGCUUGAUCAACGAUAUCGCAAACGGCCUUCACUACAUUCACAGUUCUUUUCUCGAGAAACACGGAUGUUUGACCUCUUCAUGCUGUCUCGUAGAUUCGCGUUGGCAAGUGAAACUUAGCAACUAUGGUCUCGGGUUUAUGAACGGUACUGAUGAACCGCCGUUAAGAUACAAGCUGUAUAUGGCACCUGAGCUGCUGCGAGAGUAUCAACAAGAUGGAACAAAGCAAGGAGACAUCUAUAGUUUUGCAAUCAUAUGUUCAGAACUGAUCGCGGGUACCAGCGCUUGGGAUCUGGAAAAUCGCGAUGAAGAUCCGGAAGAUAUUCUAUACAUGGUGAAGAAAGGAGGAAGAAAGCUCAUGAGACCAGAUCUCAAUCCUGACCCCUCUUUAGAGUUGAAGCCAGAUGUGAUUCAUAUGGUUCGCGAUUGUUGGGAAGAAGAACCAAACAGUAGACCGACUAUAGAAGAAGUCCAUAAAAUGCUGAAGCCAUGCUUCAAGGACAAACAUGCUAAUCUCAUGGAUCACGUCUUCAAGAUCAUGGAAAAGUAUGCUGAUUCCCUUGAAAAUGAGGUUGAAGCUCGAACGAAAGAAUUAGUUGACGAGAAAAAGAAAAGCGAUUUGCUUCUCUGUCGUAUGCUACCAGUGCAAGUAGUGGAAAAACUAAGACUUGGACAACAAAUUGUUCCGGAAUCCUUCGACAGUGUGUCGAUUUUCUUUUCGGACAUCGUAUCCUUCACAGAACUCUCGUCGAAAUGUAGUCCCAUGCAGGUUGUCGACUUUCUCAAUGAGUUCUACACAAUUUUUGACAGUAAAAUCGACGAAAGAGAUGUUUACAAGGUUGAAACCAUUGGCGAUGCGUAUCUUUGUGUUUCCGGAUUGCCCCGUCGUAAUGGAACGGAACAUAUCAAAGAAAUCUGUCUGAUGUCUCUCCAGCUGCUAAGAGAUUUGAAGGAGUUUCGCAUUCCGCACAUGCCAUCCUACAGGGUCAUGAUCCGCAUCGGUGUUCACACAGAUAAGGAGUCUUAA